CCGACGCAAGCACUGGCUCGUGUUCUCCGACACGAUGUGGCGUCUAUUCGUUGCAGUACUCGGUCUAGUACAUCUAUGUAACGCCCUCUUGCCGCCCGCAACUCAAAAAUUCGCAUUGAGUACGCCCCUGCGCCGCGCCAGCUCCAAAGGAGAUUCAUUUGAAUUACAAAGCAGCCCAAAAAAAGCCGACGACGACCCGUACGCCUUCGUCGCCGACGCGGACCUCGCGGCGAGCUACGCCGACAUACCCAACGUCGAGGGCGCCGCCACGCUCCUCGUCGGCGUCGACCUGCCCGGCGCCGCUUUAGAUUUUGACGCCUCCGUCAGCGAACUCGCCGAGCUCGCCAAAGGCGCCGGUCUACACAUUGUAGGUCAACCACUACGACGACGACUGCGGCAGCCCGACCCGCAGACGUACACCGAUGCGCAAGGCGUAGAUAGAAUCCGAGAAGCGAUUGAAGAAUUAGUAGAAGAGGGCGCCGAAGAAGUAGCGGUCGUCUUCGACGACGAGCUCACGCCGGACCAGCAGAAGAACCUCGAGAAACGGCUGCAAGUGGCCUCCAGGGACGAGCUCCAACCGCGGUCGAAAAAAAUUGACAAAAAAAAGAAAGCUUUGGAGAAGCAGGCUCGGGUUUUUGAGUUGCGCCAGGAGUCGCCCUAUCUAUCGCAGGCGGCGGCUCGGGCGAAGAUCAACCAGGAGGAUAGGAAGCUGCGGAGGAGAGGGGAGUCUCCUGUUGUGGCUGUCCGAGUGUUGGAUCGGACCGCUGUCGUGUUAGAUAUCUUCGCGAAGCGAGCUACUACUAGGUCGGGACGUUUGCAAGUAGCUCUUGCGUUAACACUGUAUCAGACGCCGCGGCAGGGCGGUCUGUUCCGCGGCAUCGACGACGAGCGCGAAACGGGCGGUUCCCUGGGCACGAACAAACAGGAGCGACGUAGAACGAUGGACGUGGACCAGAAGACGAUGCGCGACCGAGCGGCUCGCUUGAACAGAAAAAUACGGGCGCUCGAGACGCAUCGCGAUUUACAGAGGAGGCGACGAGCGAGGCAGGGCGCGCCGACGGUGGCGCUAGUUGGCUACACGAACGCGGGCAAGUCGUCACUCCUAGCGGCACUCGUAAAUGAAGAAGUCGAAUCCUUGGACGCGGACGACGAGGACAAUCGCUUUAGUGUGGACGACAAGGUCUUCGCGACGCUAGAUCCGUUGACUCGUAGAGUCCAAGUCGCGGACCAGACGGCCCUCGUCACGGACACGGUCGGGUUUGUGUCCAAGCUCCCGGCGCAAGUCGUCGCCGCGUUCCGAGCCACGUUAGAAGAGGUCAGCAAUGCGGCCGUCAUCGUGCACGUCGUCGACGCGUCGGCGCCUCGCCAUAUCAUCCGCGCGAGGUGCCAGGUCGUCGACGAAGAGCUGGACGCGCUCGGAUGUCGAGGGACCCCGAAGCUCGUCUUCUACAACAAGUUGGACGCCAUGCAUGAUUCCUCUUCCUUAAGAGAGAAGGCGGCCGUCUCGAAGAACGUGGCCGUCGGGUCUGCUGCGGCUGGAGAUUUAGGUUAUUUGAGAGAGCAGCUUGCGGGCAUUCUCGCGGACGCGUUGCUGGACGUGCGCGUGACCCUACCUUAUGAUGAUGCGUCGUAUGGCGGCGUGCGGGACGAAAUUCUAAAUCGCGGUCGGGUGUUUUCCGAGGCUCAUGGCGACGCGGCCACCGACUUGGUCGCGGCGGUGCCCUGGGACCUCGCCGGUAGAUUGCGGCCGUACAAGAGUAAGUGAGUG
This is a messenger RNA of Pelagomonas calceolata, 1768 nucleotides long. NCBI's taxonomy places the organism in Eukaryota, Pelagophyceae, Pelagomonadales, Pelagomonadaceae. The record is from the annotation of a GenBank genome assembly.